AUGUCGAAUUCAGUUUCGAUUUCUCAAAUUGAAAGUUCUUCUACUUCUGAGAAAAAAAAGCAUCGCCGUGCUAGAUAUACUAAUAAAACUAGAAAAAAACAGCUCAAAAAUGCCAUCAUAACUUACCAGCAAAAUAACAUUGACUCUCACCGUUCUGCGGUGGCAAAUUAUCAACACAGUAAUCUAGAAAUUCAUAGAGCAGCUGUUUUUAGGCAUGAAAGGAAUAAUCCAGGAAUAUGA
Parnassius mnemosyne (clouded apollo) is the source of this 240-nucleotide messenger RNA. The record is from the annotation of a GenBank genome assembly. NCBI's taxonomy places the organism in Eukaryota, Metazoa, Arthropoda, Insecta, Lepidoptera, Papilionidae.